Messenger RNA from Prunus dulcis (almond), 3187 nucleotides. RefSeq lists its product as uncharacterized. The record is from RefSeq and is a predicted model, not a curated record. Lineage: Eukaryota; Viridiplantae; Streptophyta; Magnoliopsida; Rosales; Rosaceae. Bases 1529 to 2986 code for a protein of 485 amino acids. The transcript has 2 exons.
CUCGCUUAUUUUCGUGCACAGUUUCUUCAACUCCAUUAAUGGCGGUCGCGAACUGAAGCGACCAAGGUCAGCCCUCCAUUUCUGAAUCCGCCUUUGCUUUAUGCUAACCCAAUACUACUAUAGAUAUUAGUAGCGAACCCAACCAUUGAAUAUUAGUGUAAUGCAUUAAGUUAGAUUAUCUUGACGAAGAUGCCGAUGCCAUCACACAAAGUUACCCACUUUAGGGUUUGGGUGUUGCUCUCGUUAGGAGAUGGGUCCCUGAGGUUCUGUUUGUUUCGACGGAAAAUGGGUUGGCUGAAGUAUCCCGGGAAAUGUUUUGUUUGUUUGGUUUUUGAAAUUUCCUGGGAAAUUGAAAGAUUUCAAUCAGAGCUCCAUUUUUGCACUGACGUAUUUUCUAUUUCCACUUAAAACUUUAACCUUUGGGAUGUGUUUGUUUCUCGGAAUAUAGCUAAGGGAUGGGUUUAGAAUUCCCUAAGAAUGCAUUUCUGGCAAGUGCAAACUUCUGGGUUUUUAAUUUGGCCAGAAAAUUACAAUGUGUUUGGUUUCAUAUAAAAACUCAGAAAAUAGAUGGUUUCCAAACCCAUCAUUUAGAGGUGGGUUUCAUAAACCUAUUGUUUGGUUUUAACUUGGCACCUUGCCAUUGGAUUUAUACUUUAAAAACAAAAAUUCUUUUGGUGUCAUUGAUAAAAACAUUUCUAUUUUUAGCAUUCCAAAUACUGGAAUGGGAACAUUCGAUGCCAUUAAUUCUAAAAUCCAUGUUCCAAAGUAUGGUUUUUUAAAUUCCUGAAAUCUGCUUCAGCGAAACAGACACACCAUUGGAUUUGAAUGUGAUGGUUGGGAAAGGCAGUUCUUUUUAUGGCCUAUGGAAAAGUUUUUGUCAUAAAAUCUCUUUAGAACAACUGCUUUCAAUUUAUAGUGACAGAUGUUGAAAUCUUUUGGCAAGAUUGAACCACCAUAUAAUGUGUAAGAAUGAAGGAGAUUGGCCAUUUGAGGGAACUUAGACACGAGCAUCGUGCUUGGACCAAGGGUCUCAAACAGUAUGAACAUGAAUGAUAAGUGUGAAAGUGAAAGCUUCAAGGCUUAGAUUGGCCAUAGGAAAGUUUCAGUAGGUUUCCUCUUCUCAUCUAGAUAAAAGGGAUAUCUCAUCUGAAAGGGGUAGUUUAUUUAGGCUAUAGUUGCCUAAUUGGAUGAGAUCUCAUGAGUUGAGUUUCUUGCAGAGUAAGGAUGGUUUGUACAACCAAAUUAUGUUCAUGUGGAACUUUAGAGGGUUAAGGAGGUCAGACCAAGGACAGGACACUUGACUUUUUCAAGGGUUCUUUCUGAGUUCUCGACCUCCUCAUGGUUUUCAUUCUCUACUAACAUUGGACUGUAUGCUAUGUGUUUGAAGUGUUAUAGAAGUGAUUGAAUUUCGGCAUAGAUUUGUUUACUAUCUUUUGCUACAUUGAGUAUAAGUUAGAAAGUGGCACCUGCUAAGGUGAUAAAAUUUGAUACAGGGUCUGAAUAGGAUUUGAAGGAUAACUUUGCUAAAAUGACAUUAUUGAGAAGUCCUAGUGGUCGUGACAAUCAGGAGAGUGCUAAGAAACCUUCUUUUCCCUUGGCGGACCAGCUGCAAAAACGGAAGUCACCUUUUGGCUUCUAUACUGAUUCUGAUAUGUUGGUGUGGUUGAAAGGGCUAGCAUUAGACCCUUGUGACCGGAAAGCAUCCCCAGAUUCAGCUCAACAAUUAUGGAAGCAGAGUCUUAAAGUGCGGAAACUAUUGCUUCUUGGUAAUGUCGUUUGUCCUCGGAGAAAACGAAAACUUCAUCAGUUCCUAAACAGUAGUAAGUUCGCAGGUGCUUCUGGAUUGGCUACAGAGAAAUCUGAUGUUCAUACUGUAAAGAAAAUGGGCAGAGUGCAUUCUGUCUCAUGUGUAACCAAUACAAAUGCCAACAGUGAAAUUUUCGAACCACUGCUUCUCUGUAACUCACGCAGUUCUGGAAGUUUGUUGACUUUUGAAGAUGAAGAUCAGCAUAAGCCAGGCUAUACAGAUUUGGCCAUUAUGGAUGUGGAAAAUAUUGGUCCAUAUUGCAAGGAUAAUUCUGCCUCUCCUUUAAUUGAUACAGAUGAAUCAAACAAUGGUUUGAACACAUUGAGUCCGAAAAACUUGAAUUUCUGUGAUGCAACCAAUGUGAAUCUUAAUGAUACAGCUGAAAGCUCAGACUCUUCGAGUUUAGACGAGAAUAGUUCAGAACUUGAAUGUGCAUUGAGGUCAUUGGUUUCCAGUGAUGAUUAUCUUCCAAGAUCUAUUCCUGUGAGAGAGAUCGAUGGCUCAGCUCACCAUUCGGAUCCAUUGAGGUCAAAGGAGCAAAAUUCAAAAGUUCGAGAAGCAGUGAAAAUAAUGUUUUCAGAUGGUGGUGUUCUGAGGGCUGUUGUUCCCAUUGGUCCUGGUUUUCAGGUGGAAGUCCCAGAAUGGACGGGUCCAGUGGAUAGGAAGAAUCUUUAUGGUAGUGAUGGUGAUUCGAAAGUGUCAAGGUGGUUGGGCAAACGAACGUGGCCCAUUAAAGGAAAAAGUGCAGGAACCGCUGUGAAAGAACUUGGUAAAGGGAGAUCCGACUCCUGUUCUUGCGUCUCUCCAGGAUCUGUUGGUUGUGUCAAACACCACAUUCAUGAAGCAAGACUCUGUUUGCAAUAUGAAAUUGGUCCUGCCUUCCGGAGUUGGAAGUUUGAUGAAAUGGGAGAAUUUGUCUCAGCGUCAUGGACUUCAAGUGAACAGCGGAGCUUUGAAUCUCUUGUCAGAAUGAAUCCACUAUCAAAUGAAGCAAGUUUUUGGAGGACUGCCUUUAAGCGUUUCCCUUCCAAGUGCCGGAAGAGCAUUUUGAAUUACUACUAUAAUGUGUUCAUCCCUAGACGUAUGAGCAUCCAGACUAGAUCCUCUCGUGAUGAAAUUGACAGUGAUGAUGACCAGACAAAGGAAGAACAGCUAACUGGAUGUAAAUCUAGAAGAUAGCUUAGAUGUUCGAGGGACAUGAAAUUGACAAUUGAGCAGCUUGAGGUUGUCAGUGGCCUGUGAUAUACUUGUCCCUUUAGGUUUAGCUCAAUGGCACUUUUUCAAGACUGAUCUUUUGCCCUAUCACAUGCCUAACCAGUGCUAUUUUGGUUUGUACAGACAUACAAAAUCCAAAGCAAUUUUGAUACUCAGUUGCCUGUG